This is a messenger RNA of Medioppia subpectinata, 1227 nucleotides long. NCBI's taxonomy places the organism in Eukaryota, Metazoa, Arthropoda, Arachnida, Sarcoptiformes, Oppiidae. The record is from the annotation of a GenBank genome assembly.
UUUAACCUCUAUGCUAUACUGGUUGGGACACUGCCAGCGGUGGUCAUAUCCCUGUUCAUCGGCUCCUGGACUGACACCUAUGGAAAGGCCAAAAAGGUGGUGCUCAUUGCCAACGCCGUCACUUCCAUUCUCGAGGCCCUCAUACUUAUACUCAAUGAUUAUUUCAUUAACGCAUCCCAUUAUGCAAUAAUAGCGUCAAUGUUACCACAUAUGUUGACCGGCGGAGUGUUGGCCCAAUUCACUGCCAUCUGGUCAUACAUUGCUUCGACAACUCCUCCGCAUAUGCGGGCCAUCCGAAUGGCAUUCGCAGAGGUAGUGCUCGGAAUAGCCGUCCCGUUGGGCAUAUACAUGGGUGGUCUGGUACUCAACACAGGGACAGUGUUCACCGGUGCCGACCAUUUAUACAACUACUCGGGUGUGUUCGCCAUAAUAGCUGCCACCUAUUUAUUAGCCCUUUUGUGGACCGUAUAUAUGGUGGACGAGGAGAACGAUAUCAAACAGUGGAUCCAUUUGUUCAGCAAAGGGUCAGACACCGAGUCGGGCCCCGAUAUCCAGCAAACUUUCAUCAAAAAUAAAUUACAGACAUUUGAGGCAAACAAAGACAAAAAUCCAUUGAAAUUGUUGUUAAAUGUGAAUAAUGUUAAACAAAUGUUUGCCACGUGUGUGAAACGGCGGCCAAACUACGUGCGACUCCAGAUAUGGCUACUGUUCCUGUCGAUGGCCUGUUGUCUGAUCGCACACAUCGGGCCAAUGAUAUUCUACUAUCAGUUCUCGCAGAAAGUGUACGCCUGGGACUCAAAGGUAUACAGCAAUGCCAACGCUAUCGCCAGCAUUGCCAUCACUUUGGGCACAAUGAUUAUCGCACCAAUACUGCUCAAGGUAUUCAAACUAAAAGACACGACAAUAUCGUUGGUAGGAUUGGUGUCAUAUUUUAUCAAAAACAUUGUAAGGGGUGUUGUGUUGACUUCCGGCGGGUUUUACUACUCGUUAAUACCCGGGUGUUUGGGAGGAUUGGCUACAGUCGGCAUUCGGUCCCACUUUUCAAAGAUCAUACGUUCGGAUGAAUUGGGAAAAGUGUUCAGCGCUUUGUCGGCGAUCGACGCCUUCGCGCCCCUCAUAUCUGCCGCCGUCUUCACCGGUAUAUUCAACGCCACAAUGGAUUCAAUGCCCGGUCUGUCCCUUAUUGUGGUGGCGCUGAUCCUAAUCAUACCCUUUGCGGUGAUCAUU